Molecule: messenger RNA, 3675 nt
Organism: Phytophthora sojae
Lineage: Eukaryota; Oomycota; Peronosporomycetes; Peronosporales; Peronosporaceae
Exons: 2
Coding region: 1-3675 (1224 amino acids)
Biological process (GO): intracellular signal transduction; cGMP biosynthetic process; receptor guanylyl cyclase signaling pathway
Molecular function (GO): guanylate cyclase activity; peptide receptor activity
Source: RefSeq, a predicted model, not a curated record
AUGCCCUCGCUGGGGACGAUCCAGCCCAUGGACGCGCUCAACGCGUCGCUGGUGCCCGCUCCGGCCGUACCCCGCCAGAAAACUGCCGUGGAGCCCAUGACGACGCGCAACUCCAUCUCCAACAAGGUUCUGCAGAGCUUUGACAAGUUCCAAACGUCGCAGGUGGUGCCCGAGGAGAAGCGGUCACGAGAGAGCUCCGUGUCCCGGGCCACCGCCGUGAGCGAGUUCAUCUUGUUCCUCAAGGUCAUGGACCAGGUGGCCAUCCACCACAUCACGCUCUACUUCAUCAACAUCAACACACUGGCCGUGAUCCUCAAGAUGGAGAAGUCCUUCGCCAAGUACUACGCCAGCUCGCAGCGGAAACUGUACCUGCGCGGCCUGCUCACGCUCAUCGGCUUCAUGAUCUCCACCUUCGUCUACGACUACCUCGUGCUCUGGGAAGACUACGGCGUGGGCGCCAACGCGACGGCGGAUGGCACCGUGAGCACCAAGCUCCCGAAAUUCACGAUCGUCGUCGUGCUCAAGCUCGCGAUCGUGCUGCCUCUGCUGCUGCUCACCUUCUUCCGCGCCAGGAAACACCCGUACCACGAGGACGUCAAGCUCACGUGGCUCUGCAUCUGCGUGGUGGCGUGCUACCCGGUCGUGUACAACAAGAUCACCAACGACUACGGCGUCUCGUGGGUCUGCCUCGUCAUCAUGUACGUCUACAGCUGCACGCCGAUAAGGUUCUUCCCCGUCUCGAUCUUCUGCCUCGGCUACCUGGCCACGUACGUCGUCGUCAUGCUCGCGUACGUCCCGGGCAGUGCCAGUUCGUCGUCCUCUUCGAGCCGUCAAGAGAUCGCCAACGAGACGCUGUACGCGUGCUUGUUCUUCUUCCUCAUCCUGCUGCCGAGUCAGUCCCGGGAGUUUGCCAUCCGCGUGAGCUACAUGAGCGAGCUGAUGGUUCUACUGCAGCAGGAGCAGCUCAAGAUGGAGGAGACGCGCUCCAAGGCGCUGCUCAAUAGCAUGUUGCCCGAGUCGAUCGUCGUGCAGCUGCAAUGCGGGCGCGAGCUCAUCGCGGACGAAUACCCGGAAGCCACCGUGCUCUUCGCCGAGGUGUGCGACUUCGACCUCUUCUCCUCCAAGCUGCAGCCGCAGCAGGUGGUCGAGCUGCUCAACAUCCUCUUCUACAAGUUCGACAAGCUCGUGGACGUACAUCACGUGCACAAGGUGGAGACGAUCGGAGCCGUGUACAUGGUGGUGGGCGGGUGCCCCGAUGUGAUCCAGAACCACGCCGAGUUGGUGGCGAAUCUAGCGCUGGACAUGAUCCGCUGCAUCCCGGAGGUCAGCGCCAAGAUCGCUCGAAAGCCCUGGGGCAACAUGGUGACGAACCUCAACAUCCGCGUGGGGAUCAACACUGGCGGCUUGAUGGCCGGCGUCGUGGGCAUCCGAAAUCCUCGCUUCAAGCUGUUCGGGGACACGGUGAAUGUGGCGUCGCGUAUGGAGACGACCAACUUGCCCGGCCAGAUCCAGAUCACGGAGGCCACGCACAACGCCAUCUACCACAAGUUCCACACGGCGUUGCGCGGCAAAGUCUUCGUAAAGGGGCGAGGCGAUAUGGACACGUACUUCCUGCGAGGCAAAGACGGAUACAUUGUGCCGCCGGCGUCGGUGGUGUCGCGGGAACAUGAAGGAGCAGGCGAGGUGGUGGCUGACGAUGCGCCUUCGGGUAGCAAUAGCCCAACGUCGGGGCGUCGACGAACCAGUCGCAUGCCCGGAUCCAGCAUCAACGACAUCCCGGAGCACAAGAACGACGCGCCGGCGUUCACGCCUACACUCGCUCCCCCGACGAAUUCAAAUCCCCCGACCGAAGAUAUUCCGUCUCGACCUACGACCCCGAAAGCAGCGAACGCUCGCCAGCCUCGACGAGCUAGUCGCAUGACGCUGGACUCGUCAAACAAGCAGAAGACCAUCGCGAACCUGUUAGCACUAGCACCGCCGGCAGUGAGAAAUCCGUCCAUCAUGCAGCUACCCGAGGGCACGAAGCUCCCGACCAUCCCUCAGUCCGUCAAAGAGAAUAGCGAGAACGCAUCCACCACCCCCGGGGCGUCACCCUCGCAGUCUUUACUUGCGCUAGCGGAUCAACCUCCGUCACCGUCGGCAGCGGCUCGAGUCUCCCAUCGGCGGGGAACUGUGAGCGCGCUCAAGGGCCACAGCUUGAGUCAAAUUGCCACGGUGCGAAGGUCGUUGUUCAGAGAGAACAUCUUCGACAUCGUUGAGGACAUUGACGCGAAUGGGGAGCCCGAAUGCGAUGAGAACGCCGUGUUCAGCACCACGAUCAUGACGCUGCCCAAGGGGUUGACCCGGAUGGAGGUACUCUUCCGAGUCCACGGCAACCGCACGGGCUUCCGCAGCUUGACCAAGGAGGCAUACGAGUUCGAGGAGAGCUACCGCCUGGAGAACCGCAUGCGCUGGCUGCGCUUCCUUCGGCUGUCCGUCACGGUGUUUCUCGUGCUCAAACCUUUCCUGACGCUGUACCAGACCGUGCGCUUGUCGACGAUCCGCUCGUUCGACGAGAGCCAACUCAUUUUCCUGCUCAACUUCUGCAUCAUGUACCCGGGCAUGCUGGCCUUCCUGCUGCACACCUUCUCGCCAACCUUCAGUAGUUGGGAGCAGCUCGAGUCCGUGGUCGUCAUCUCCGUGGUUGCCGUGAUCCUGUGCGCCGAGAGCCUCGCCACCAACUCACUGGGCCACGCGUACAUGAGCGCGCUGGCGCUGUACCAGUGCUACUUCGCCAACGUGUCGUUCCUGCUGCGCGUGAUCAACGGCUUCGAGAUCCUGACGCUCUACCUGGUGGCGAAUCUCCUCAUCGCGCCCUACUUCGGCUGGGAGAUCAACGCGACGCAGCUCCGCGUGCUGCGCAACGCGCUGUAUAUCUUCAUGUUCUUCGCGGGGCAGGCGUGGGUCGUGUUCAACUCGGAGUUCAAGCAGCGCAUCAACCACUACCGAGACAUCACGCUCAACUCGCAGAAGCAGAAGCUCGUGGAGGAGGAGGCGCGCAUCACCAAGCUGCUGCUGAAUUUGCUGCCGGAGACCAUCGUGCACAAGCUCAAGGAGGACCCGCAGACCACGAUCGCCGACUUCUUCGACAACGUGACCGUGCUCUUCACCGACAUGGUCAACUUCACGGCCUACUCGUCCAAGGUCUCGGCCAUGGAGCUCGUGCAGUUCCUCAACGACAUGUACACGCGCUUCGACACGAUCGCCGAGCGCGAGGUGCUCUACAAGGUCGAGAUCAUCGGGGACGCGUACUUUGUGGUGGGCGGGUGCCCCAUUGUGAGCACUAACAACGCGCUGGCGGUUGUCACGGCCGCCACCGACAUGUUCGCGGUGCUGCCGCUGCUGCGACGCAACUGCGGCGUGCCCGACCUCAACAUCCGCAUCGGCGUGCACUCGGGCCCCGUGCUCGCGGGCGUCGUGGGCAGCAAGGACCCGCGCUAUCACCUGUUUGGAGAGACCGUGAGCAUCGCGCACUUCCUCGAGAGCAGCGGCGUGCCCGGCCGCAUCCACAUCAGUGAGAGCACGUGGGCCAGCAUGAACAAGGAGACGCCCGGCCACGGCUUCAAGGUCGAGUACCACACGCUGCUCUCCAUCAGCGGCAGCUCCAAGAAGCUCCGCACGUACUUCGUGCUGUGA